AUGGCUACUCCAGCACAUGGUUUUGAUGAGGAGUUUGUAGAGCCGCUCAGUACUAGGUUCACAUGCCCUAUCUGUCAUCUAGCAUUUAGAGAACCUGUGCUAACUCGAUGUGGGCACCAGUUCUGCAGCAGCUGCUUGACGCCAUGUCUACAACAGUCUGCUUCGUGUCCCGUGUGUAGGAUCGAAUUGGAUUCAUCAAGUAUUUUUCCUAACAAUGCACUGAAAAGAGAAAUUUUGGAUUUCAAUAUCAAAUGUUGUUUACAUGAGAAAGGAUGUGCGUGGACUGGUGAACUAAGAAAUGGUGAAAUACAUGACAGAGAAUGUCAGUAUGUGAAUGUUGUGUGUGAGAAUGAAUGUGAGCAAUUUAUAAUGAAAAAAGACAUUGAUGAUCAUAUGACAAAUCAUUGUCCUCAACGAAUUGUCACCUGUAAGCAUUGUACAGAGGACGUCAAGCAAGUAGAACUGGAAGAUCAUUAUGAAGAAUGUGAUGGGUAUCCUAUAGACUGUACAUACAAGUGUGGCGUGAUGGUUCAGAGAUGUCAAAUGGAAGAUCAUAUUGGCAGGCAGGGAACAUGUCCAAACAGUCUUCUUGAUUGUGAUUUUGAGGACAAUGGCUGUCAGUUUAGAGGAAAUCGUCAUAAUUUAUGCAAACAUAUUGAAAACAACAUUGGUUUGCAUUUUAGUUUGAUUGGAAGUGCACUGAAAGAAACAAAAGAAGAACUAAGAGCUACUAAAGAAGAACUGACUGAAACUAGAGAUGAACUGACCGAAACAAGAGAGCAAUUGGAAGAAACCAAAGAUGAACUGACAGAAACUAGAGAUGAACUAAUGGAAACUAGAGGUAAACUGACAGAAUCAAGAGUGCAACUUUCUGAAGAGAUACAUAGGAGAAGCCUGUCUCUUCUACCACAGACACCAAAACAGUUUUUGUUUACUUGGACAAUAGAUAAUUGGCAAGAGAAGUUGAAAGCAUCUAGAGAGGAAGAGAGUGACAUGGAAAUGAUUAAAAGCAGUUCAUUUUAUGUUUAUCCUGGGUAUCACUUGUACAUUGGUGCUUAUCCAAAUGGUGACAAAGCUGAUCACAGAGGCAAUCUUAGUGUUUUUCUGUUUGCAGCUAGAGGUGAUUUUGACACAAAAGUGAGUUGGCCAUUUCCAUAUUCUUUUGAUUUUGAACUCGUAGACCAACAAGUUGGAGGAAUGAAUACUUGUCGUAAAGUAUCACCACCAUAUGGAAACGCAUUAAAGUUCUUAUCAAAUGAGGGAUAUGGGUAUCCAAAAUUUAUGAGCCACCGGAAGUUAGAGUCACGUUGCUACAUCAAAGAUGAUGCAAUUUGCAUAAAACUGUAUGUUGACCUUACUAAAUGAUCACGACUGACAUUGUAGCGUUCUUGCCUAGACGUUUGUGUGGGAGAGUAUGUAUGUAGUUAAUUACUGACUAAUUAUGUUGCGUUGCCAUAAUUGGUCAUACCUAAUUUGCAUCUUUCUGGUAUUUGACUGCACCGGCGUUUGGUUUUGAGUGAACUAGUCCGGUGGAAUAUAGAGUAGUGAGUCUGUGAAGGGGAGAGUUUGAGUGCGGGUG
This is a messenger RNA of Corticium candelabrum, 1579 nucleotides long. Its product is annotated as TNF receptor-associated factor 6-like. Lineage: Eukaryota; Metazoa; Porifera; Homoscleromorpha; Homosclerophorida; Plakinidae. Gene Ontology annotation, biological process: regulation of apoptotic process; protein ubiquitination; signal transduction. The coding region runs from base 1 to 1365 and encodes 454 amino acids. The record is from RefSeq and is a predicted model, not a curated record. The transcript has a single exon. Gene Ontology annotation, molecular function: protein binding; ubiquitin-protein transferase activity; zinc ion binding.